Messenger RNA from Pyricularia oryzae 70-15, 1833 nucleotides. RefSeq lists its product as uncharacterized. The record is from RefSeq and is a predicted model, not a curated record. The transcript is spliced from 2 exons. NCBI's taxonomy places the organism in Eukaryota, Fungi, Ascomycota, Sordariomycetes, Magnaporthales, Pyriculariaceae. Bases 175 to 1833 code for a protein of 552 amino acids.
UGACCAGACCCUAACCCUGACCCCUGGCCAACGACCCACCAGGGUGAUACCUUCAUCUACGUCGCGUCAAGCUCAGAACUUUGUUUGUUUCCUUUCUUCUCCUCAGAGUAGAAUCUUCGUCGAUAGGCGCCAAUAGACUAGCUUCCGUGCUAUGCUUACCCUGGCCGUGACAAUAUGGACGUCUAUGGGGCUUUUCAGCUUUCUGCUAUCGCCGUUCUGGCCGCCCCAGUAACAGUCCGGGUAUCCGAUACUUAUUUUUUCGGCCCAGGCCGAAACAUCAUCUUUGUGUGGACCGGUAUAAUCCUGGCUGGCAUGCUGAGUCUCACCGUGGAGUUUUACCGCAGCAAUGCCAUCCACUGCGAUGAGAGCAACUGGGGAAACUUCACCACAUACAACCCAGAAGAUUUCCCUUAUUCUGUGGGGAAUCUGUGUGGAAUCACCUGCUCAGAGGAACAUGGCCCCUUUUCUCCCAUGAGAAAGGACGCAACGGCCGAGAUUUACAUAAUACCGGCGCCUGUCAAAUUCAACUUUGGCACGGCUACCCUGACCGCCGCAGCUUGCUGCAUCCCGGCCAUUCUAUCGCUGGCAUCUUUGAUGAACAAAAUACGCGAGUUCAAUUGGAGAAGAUCCCGUAUGGGUGGCUGGCGCGACGCCAAGCAGGAUCCUGGCUUUGACGAGCCCAUCGAUGGAUUCCACGGCGCCACUUUUAGGACCAUGAACAGCGUCAACAACAAUGUCAGACAUCUUUUGAGGUUCAUUGAAAUUCCCCUCUUCGCCGCCGCAGUCGCCGCCAUCUUGAUCAUUGGAGAGCUGAACCUCUGGGACCCGCACAUCGUUCAUGGCACUGAACCAAUAGCCAGCGUUGGGCAGUGGGCACCCAUAGUCACGGCUGGACUGGCAGCACUGGGGUCUCUGUACCUCCUGAUAGAGAAGGAUGCCACGGCGGCAGAGAUGGAGGAAGAGGCCAGGCAGACUGGAAAUUCACCUGGCACAGGAUGUUGCAGCUGUACACAGCACCACGGUCAAUGGUCAUCUCCGAUCGACUCACAUAACCACCACCCUUGGUCUGCCGGCCCCACAGAACCUUUGCGGACGUUUGACACUGCCGGCGAAGGUAGCAACAAUUCAUGCUCUCCGAUCCUUACAAGGCAGAACAGUCGAAUGAAGAUUGCCAAAUACAUCAACAAGAUUGGCAAAGCCAUCAGCACACCCGCAUCCGACUUGGACGACGCUUCAUUCCGGGCAGGCCCCGCUGGCGACUUUCCUGAGGCUCCUGGGGAGCGUCUAAGGGACCCGAGGAUCCAAGAGAUCCAAAAGGUCUACAACAUCUGGCGGGACGCAAACGGCAACUCGUACGAGAUCUGCCAGUCCUGGCCCUCUUCCAAGGAUUCCACCGAGGAGCAGCACCUUGCAGGAUCGGAGGUCAAACGCAUCCGACAUGCCGCAGCUUUCCUUGACCAUAUCAGCGCCGGCUCCUGCAAUGGCCAGAGGGAGGGCUCCGGUUCGGCGGCGGGCGACACUGGAGGUCCCUGCGCAGAACUUUACCAGCUCCGACGGGCUUCAGGUGUCUUCCCCGGCAAUCGUCAUAUCUGCCUCCUCGGAUGGCGAAUCAGCUACUACCACACCCAGGACGUUGUACAGGGAACCUUUGCAGAUCCCCACUGCGUCAACACCCUCCCCUACAUGACUUACCUGAUCAGAUGUCCCCCACCACCUCAACGCAUGGCUCGUCUCAUCACAUGCCAAUCGCAGUUUUCUUUUUCAUCAGGCCGUACUUUUUGUCCCUACGAUGGCGAGUUCGGACGCAUCCAACGACGACCACUCCCUCCAUGA